This is a messenger RNA of Hippopotamus amphibius kiboko, 707 nucleotides long. It is a transcript of the gene SAPCD1, whose product is annotated as suppressor APC domain containing 1. Bases 149 to 685 code for a protein of 178 amino acids. NCBI's taxonomy places the organism in Eukaryota, Metazoa, Chordata, Mammalia, Artiodactyla, Hippopotamidae. The record is from RefSeq and is a predicted model, not a curated record. The transcript has 5 exons.
CAAAGAGGAACAUCUCAGCCUGAGACAGGCCCAGCAGGAAGGGCUCUGAGAGGCUGAAAGACUAGGCAGGACUGGUACAAGGCUGGGGGAAAGGGAGGGACCAGCCCUGCACCAGUGGGUGUGGCUCCACCCUUCCCACCUCAGAGCCAUGGGGAGCCGGGGUCCUGGUGGGCUGCCCCUGGUGCAGGCCCCCUACACGGUUCUGCUGCUGCCACUGGAGACAAGCCGCCAAGACCCAGGGGCCCAGCGCUUCUUCCUCUGGCUGCAGAGGAUGCAGGCUCUGGAGCGAGAACAGGAUGCCCUGUGGCAGGGGCUGGAGCUGCUGGAGCAUAGCCAGGCCUGGUAUGAGGGCCGUCUGAGGGAGGCCCAGCAACAGCAGCUGUAUCUGGGGGCCCUUGGUGAGAAUUUUCUAACAGAUUUACACUCAGAGCCUGGUGGCCCCCAGUUAGCCCAGAUUCAAAAGGUGAACAUCUGUUUGCAGAAUCUGAUUCAGGGGAAGUUCUCCCCCCGUCCCCUGAACAAAGCUCGUUCCUGCCCCACCCAGGGCUGGAAGGGAAGGCCAAGGGAGCAGCACGUGUGGCAGCAACAGGAGGUGUCAAGGCAGCAGAAAGGAGUCCCUAAGCCAAAGAGGGAGGUGGCUCAGCCAGGCUGCCCCAAUGGACGGAGGGGCCCUACCCGUGUCUAAGGUCUCAUGUGGUUCCCCUCAG